CUGCCAACCUUUCUUCCCAGAAUACAGAGCUUCAGGCCUCUGGGCCUCAGGGCUCAGGACAUGGCAUCGACGAGUUCAAGCCGAGUGCGACCCAGUUCGAGACCAUGGAAGAAGGUGACCCCCAGAAUUUCAAGCUUUCCAGGACCGGUGGAGAUGUCGCCUUGGCACUCUUCGACAACGUGGGCGAGGUGCAGGAACCCAUCGACCCGGAAGAGGAGCGUCGACUAGUCCGCAAGGUAGACUGGAUGAUUCUCCCAUACAUUUCAGUCUGCUAUGUCUUUUUCUAUAUUGACAAAAUCACCCUCUCGUACGCUGCCAUUUUCGGCAUCCAGAGUGAUCUCGACCUCAAGGGCACCGAGUAUAGCUGGCAAUCGUCAAUCUUUUACUUUGGAUUCCUGGUAUGGGCUCUUCCUACCAACUUCAUGCUCCAGAAAUUCCCCAUUGCAAAGUAUCUCGGCCUCAACAUCUUCGCCUGGGGCACAUUCCUCAUGCUCCAAGCUGCUGCACCAAACUUUGGAGCCCUGGCUGCACUUCGUGCCAUUAGCGGAGCAGCAGAAGCAUGCGCCGACCCUGCCUUUAUGAUCAUCACCAGGCCUGUAAGCCUCUGCCCUCCCAGCAUGUGGUACACCCGCCGAGAGCAACCCAUCAAAAUCGGCCUCUGGUACACCGCCAACGGCAUCGGCAUCGCCCUAGGCGGCCUCCUAGGCUAUGGCAUCGGCAACAUCAAAGGCGCGCUGGCGUCCUGGAAAUACGAGUUCAUCAUCGUCGGCACCCUGUGCUGCGCGUGGGGCAUCGUCAUUGCCGUCUUCUUGCCGGAUAACCCGAUCACGAGCAACAAGCUCACGAACCGCGAGAAGAAGAUUGUCGUUGAGCGGUUACGUGAGAAUCAGACGGGUGUGGAGAAUAAGACGCUGAAGCUCUAUCAGGUGCGCGAGGCGUUUACGGACUAUAAGUUGUACUUUUUCUUUAUGAUUGCCUUGUUGCAGGCGAUUGUGAAUGGAGGGACGUCUAAUUUUGGGACUCUUAUCAUCAAGGGUUUCAAGUUUUUGACGUUGAUCACGGCUGUUCUUCAGAUCCCAUACGGUGCCAUCAUCUUUAUCGCCAUUCUAGCGUGCGUCUUCAUCAACGACAGAUUGCCGCCUAACAACCGAUGCUUCGUAUUGGUGCUCUUCUUGUUACCCAACGUCGCCGGGGCGUUUGGCCUCCGCUUCGUGCCUGAUGACCAGCAGGUCGGCAGGCUGAUUUGCUACUAUUUGACCGGAUCCAUCAAUGCCUCAUUCGUGCUACUCCUCUCACUCCAGACCGCCAACAUCGCCGGACACACCAAAAAGGUUGUCACCUCGCCAUGUCCAUUUCUGGGAUACUGCGUCGGCAAUAUCGCGGGUCCUUUUUUCUACAAGUCUGAUCAGGCGCCCAAGUACGAGUUGGGCAUCUGGAGCAUGAUUGUUGCCCACUUGCUUGAGGUUGUGGUUGUGAUUGCCCUACGGUUUUUGCUCAAGUGGGAAAAUGAUAGACGGGACCGGAUGCAGGGUGAAGUCGCCGAGGUUGAUCUGGAUGCGACGGCGUUUGGGGAUCUGACAGAUCGUGAGAACUUGAAUUUUCGGUACAUUUACUGAGUAAGAGUCAAGUCUGUUAAGCCAAAGACUUUCUGUGGUAGAAUUUGCGCUGUAUUAGCUGUGCGCUCUGGGAGAAAUUCAUACAUGUAUCUUAGAUCAUUG
Molecule: messenger RNA, 1718 nt
Organism: Colletotrichum phormii
Lineage: Eukaryota; Fungi; Ascomycota; Sordariomycetes; Glomerellales; Glomerellaceae
Product: MFS transporter
Exons: 5
Coding region: 105-1616 (503 amino acids)
Biological process (GO): transmembrane transport
Cellular component (GO): membrane
Molecular function (GO): transmembrane transporter activity
Source: RefSeq, a predicted model, not a curated record